Molecule: messenger RNA, 2785 nt
Organism: Diaporthe batatas
Lineage: Eukaryota; Fungi; Ascomycota; Sordariomycetes; Diaporthales; Diaporthaceae
Exons: 2
Coding region: 65-1840 (591 amino acids)
Biological process (GO): cellular response to pH
Cellular component (GO): plasma membrane
Source: RefSeq, a predicted model, not a curated record
GUACCUAGGUAGGGCCCUACCCUUGGAGCUCUGUGGUUGCAGUCGACCAGCGAGCAGCCAGCACAUGCAUCACAUUCCGCGACACCAGGCGCCAAGAAGCUUGAGCCCCUCAGUCCACCAGCUUGUGGUGGACGCCCUCGUUUGUGGUUUUGUCUGUUAUUUUCUUUGUGUUGUCAGGUAUGUCCCAGGCACAACCUAUUUCUUCCGCACCCAAUCUGAUCAGACCCUUGGCAACUGUGAACUGUUGACUUGGACUUGUGCUGCUACAGACUUGACCCUCAAGAUGCCCUACCCCUUUGUCCUUCCUACGACCUCAGCCUUCUCGUACUCGUCAAGCUUUACCUGUGAAUCCCACCCCUCGCUCCCUCUCUCAGCCAGUACCCAACGUGGUGUCGUCCGAGAUGUGCUCAAGAAACACAAGCGAUCCUCCCCACAGUCGCAGAGCUCAAACCUGCCGACCAUUGUCUCUGCCAUUACGGGCUACCUCCCCUACCUUCUGGCCGUCGACUCGGGCCUAAACCACCGCACCAUCGGAAACGGCCUCGAGAUCUUCAGCAUUAUCCAGCGGUCCAAUGUGCCCCUUAACAUCGAGUGGCGGCCCUCGCUGGCUGACGUCUUCAUCCCAGGCAGGAAGGAGAACGCAAGGGUCAAGAUCCACAGCCUGGAGCAUGAGGUAGCCUUCGUGCUGGCCACCCUGGGCUACACAUACACCCUCCUGGCCCGCACAGCCCUACAGCCGCUCUUUUCCAUCACGACCACCGAGGACCUCUACGGCAUCGGCUCACAGCCCCGCCAGGCCUCCAUAACCACCGCCACGAAGCACCUACUCGACGCCGCCAGCGCCUAUGACUACCUCGCCCGCCGCGCCGAGCGGCCCCACAGCUCCCAGGUGUCCGCACCCCCCUGCGCGGACGUGUCAGCCGCCACGGCGCGGGCGCAGUGCGAGCUGGCCCUCGCCGAGGCGACCCUGCUCGCCGUGCUCAAGGACGACCCGUACCCGGCGGUUGUGGCGCAGGACCGGAACCAAAACGACAAGGAGUGGAUGUACAAGGCGCCGGACAUACCCAAGGUGCGGGCACACCUGUUUGCCAGGCUCUGUGUCGCCGCGGCGGAGCAUGCGGCCAAGGCGCACUCGCUUUGCGCGUCGCAGGGAGGAGGGGUGUCUGUUGGCGGCGGCGGCGGCGGUAUACGGUUCGGCAGCAAGAAGAACAAAGAGGAAGGGGACGAGGCAAGUGGCGGCGGGGGAGGAACCGCGGGGUCUGGAAAGCUGAAUGAGGGCUUCAUCAGGUAUCUCGAAGACCUCCGGCGCACGAGCAGGGCAAAAGCAUGCCGGUUCUUUGGCAUUGACGCCGAGCUGGGCGGGCAGACCGGCAACGCCAUUGGGUGGCUACAUGCUGCGUACCAGGAGCUGGGCGUCGAGGUAAAAGACCCAUCCAAAAAGUCCUCUGGGUUCGGCAGGCUCAAGAAGGAGUGGUCAGAGAAACGGGAGGACCGCCGGGUUGAGAAGGGCACGACAUGGGGCUCGGACGCUGGUAAGCUGGAGGAGACGCGUGUGAUUGAGAUGCUGGAGGCCAAAUGGGCCAAGCAAAAUGACACGAUAUUCACCCAGGCUAUUACCGCACCUGGCACUUUGCUGGCCCAGAUGCCUUCAGCGCGCGAGAUACACACGCUCAAGCCGUUCGAUGUGCCCGUCUUGGACAAUCUCACGUUGAACACGAUGCGCGCCCCACCGGACCGCAGCGACGAUUACGGGGACGAGAACAGCUCGGACGAGGAGACUGUUGUUGCCAGUAGGCAAGCUCCGGGCGCGUAUCCCGGAAGCGUAUCAUCAUAUUACUGAGUCCUACUGAGUUCUAGGGGGGUUGGCCGAAUUCUCGAAUUCUAGUAGAGUUUGAUCGAAAUCUAGAGGGGUUUCGUCCAAAGCUGCUCCUUGUGCCACACGUUCCAUCCUCUCCUUUGCCACGCGUUCCGUCUGCCGCCGUAUCUCCGCUUGGCGUGCCACGCGAUCCUUGAGUUCCCUCAGGUGGCGCUCGGUACACCUACACGACCACCACCUCGCUCCGCAGACGAAGCAGAACUCAGCGCCACACCGGCAGUGCAUGCGGCGGCAGAAGCUGGUGUGCUCGAUCAUGGUGCCACACUUCCAGCACCUCCUCCAGCCCUCCCGGUCGGCCAUCUGCGUCACGAGCUUCAGGUCUUGGUUUUCCUCGCAGUUGACCGGGUCAUUGUGUGCGGCGCCCAGGCACUUCCUGCAUGUAACGUGCCUCCGCUUGCAUCGCGCCCUGUCGAAUGGCUUGUCUUUUUCAUCAUCGGGGACGAAUAUCCCGCAGUCUGGCCAUGGACAGUAGUAGCGCUUGUGGGAAGGGACGCUGUACUCGAGCUUCUUUGCCUUGUAGACUUUGCGCAGGCCACGAGGGAUGUUCUUGAGGCACGUUGCCUCGUCGAUCGGCCCGCAGCAUUUGGGUGGCUAGCACGAUUCUGACUGGAGGGCGUUCAGGACGAGCUGGCGGAAGCAUCCUUUGCAGUAGGCGUGGCAGCUCAGCUUGACGGUUUUCCUGGCUGGCCGUUCUUCGUAGCAGGCCAGGCACUGGAAUUUCAUGACGAUAGGUGGUACGGAGGAUGAAGGACGGGGACGAGAGAAGACACGAAAGAAGAGAUGGCACCGGCAUACACCUAGAACGGGAGGCAGGAACCUGCUCGGGAUGUCAUGUCUUGAGAGGUUGGAAGGUACCACCUUGGGAGGUUCCCUCUUGACCGGGUAGGAAGAUGGCAGGGUAAGUGCUGG